Heteronotia binoei (common prickly gecko) is the source of this 1575-nucleotide messenger RNA. RefSeq names its product gap junction protein alpha 8 (gene GJA8). Gene Ontology annotation, biological process: cell communication. Lineage: Eukaryota; Metazoa; Chordata; Lepidosauria; Squamata; Gekkonidae. The transcript has 2 exons. Bases 107 to 1369 code for a protein of 420 amino acids. Gene Ontology annotation, cellular component: connexin complex. The record is from RefSeq and is a predicted model, not a curated record.
ACUUUUUAGAGCAGGGAGAAGCUAAAGUUCACUUUUUUAUUUUGCUACAGGGUGCCAAGCAACAAGGGGAGCACAUUCUUCAGCGGAUCCAUUUACUGCGGCAAAAAUGGGUGACUGGAGUUUCUUGGGGAACAUUUUAGAAGAGGUAAAUGAGCACUCCACUGUCAUUGGCAGAGUCUGGCUUACAGUACUCUUCAUUUUCCGAAUCUUAAUCCUAGGGACUGCUGCAGAGUUUGUAUGGGGAGAUGAACAGUCAGACUUUGUGUGCAACACCCAGCAACCUGGUUGUGAGAAUGUCUGCUAUGAUGAAGCCUUCCCCAUCUCCCACAUUCGCCUGUGGGUUCUACAGAUCAUCUUUGUCUCCACUCCCUCAUUGGUUUAUUUGGGCCAUGCUGCACACCAUGUUAGGAUGGAAGAAAAAAGGAAAGAGCGGGAAGAAGCAGAAAGGGCCAGACAAGCUGAGGCAGAUGAAGAAAACUCUGCCCUUGAUCCAGACCAGAAGAGCCCUAUAGUCACCAAAGAAAUAAGCCCCAAGGGGAUCAAGAAAUUUCGUCUUGAGGGAACACUGCUGAGAACCUAUAUCUGCCACAUCUUUUUCAAAACACUCUUUGAGGUGGGCUUCAUAGUGGGUCAAUACUUUCUGUAUGGCUUCCGAAUUCUACCUCUUUACCGCUGUGGCAGGUGGCCCUGUCCCAACCUCGUAGACUGUUUUGUGUCCAGGCCUACUGAGAAAACUGUCUUUAUUAUGUUUAUGUUGGCUGUGGCUUCAGUGUCCCUCUUUCUCAAUCUUGUGGAGAUAAGUCACUUGGGCCUUAAGAAGAUUCUGAUGGCUUUCAGAAGGUCAGUAGAACAACAGCCUGUGGAGACCCCAGAGAAACCCCUUCACUCUAUUGCAGUUUCAUCCAUCCAAAAAGUCAAAGGUUACAAGCUGUUGGAGGAAGAGAAGCCAGUAUUUCACUACUUUCCUUUGACAGACGUGGGAGUAGAAACAACAUCUAUAUCCCCCUCAUUCAAUAACUUUGAAGAAAAGAUUGGCAUGGAGCGCCUGAAAGACCUUUCCAGGGUCUUUGAUGAGCAGUUGCCAUCCUAUGCCCAUAUGGAUGAACAGGAUGAAGAAAAAGCAGAAGUGGGAGAAGAGCCAGGACAGGAGGCACAUGAAGUGGCUGAGGAGGCGCAAGAGUCAGGAGCUCAAAAAGUGAUAGACAAAGCAGAGGAAAAAGAAGAAGCAAAGCCAAAGGAAGAACAAGCGUUAGAACCUCCAGGAGAGGACUUACCCUUGCCACCAGCUGAUAUCACUGUUGACACAAGACCCCUUAGCAGGUUGAGCAAAACCAGUAGUCGGGCCAGAUCAGAUGAUCUGACUGUAUGAAAUUAUUGAGUCUCAGGUGGUUCUGAACAGCCACAAAUAUAUAUAUAUCUCAGAUGUCUUAAAGUGCUAAACCAGUCAUUUUAUGAUUGUUCUUUAUCAAUGUUUUUUGGCUAGGAAGGUGCUAUAAAAGCUAGCUGCUUUGUCGGUCCUGUUUGGUCUACAAGUGGAGCUAGCUGUCAUGUUACCUAUUCAAUGAAUCAAUUCCU